UUGUUUCCCCUCCUCCCAUCUCGACCGUCUGUCUGUCGCUCGACACGGCCCUCUUGUCCUGAACCUGAACAUCUUGACGUUGCUCUGUCUGCUCUCUCCGGCUCGACUCGACUCGACUCCUCUCGACUCGACCAGACCGACCUCAGCUGCAGCGCCUUUUCUGUCAGAUUCGAACGACCCCAUUUCCGUGAUCACUCGCCACUCACGGAGACCUUGACUGGUUCAUCGCGGUCGGACAAGCGUGGCUGCAAAGAGAUAAACCGAAGUUACCGUGAAGCGGGAAUCAGAGGAUUCUCAGUCGGCUUCACCUCAAAGCUCCUCUCUCUCGGGGGACUGUUCGCAGCCCAACCAAGUCCGAUAUAUCAUCCGCCCCCCUAAAAGUGACGCAGAGACGUGACGAGCCUGUGCGAAUUACGCUGCUGUUGUCCUCUCCUUUCUGUCGUUGCCGAGAGCAAUCUGCGUCUCCGAACUGUUUGGUGAACUACAACCACCAAUCUGUAUUCGCCGUUCUUCCUUCGUUUUUGUGCUCGCAGACAUAGACUUCCCUUUCCCGUAGGGAGCAUCACCAAGCGCCACAAAGAAAGCCCCGGUUCCUUGGAACAGUCAAAGAAAAUGGUUGCCGUUACGCCCGCUUCAGCUAAACAAGAUCCCAACCAGUGGAAGAAAAACCUUUCGGCCCACGUCAUCUGCCCAGAAUGCAAGGAAGUGCCUCCUAAUUUGGAGUUCCCGGGGUCCCAUGAAACUGUGUGUGGCUCUUGUGGGUUAGUGCUUGCUGAUCGAGAGAUUGACAUGCACUCCGAAUGGCGGACCUUUUCCAACGAUGACCAGAACAACGACGACCCGUCUCGUGUCGGAGACGCUUCCAAUCCUUUGCUGAAUGGAGAUCAGCUGGAAACCCAAAUUGCCAGCGGAGGAUCGGGCCGUGUCCGAGAUCUGUAUCGUGCCCAGAACAAGCAAUCGAGCGAAAAGGCCAACAAGUCGCUCCUUGCCGCUUACAAGGAGAUCGGUGCCCUAUGCGAUGGGUUCAGCAUCCAGAAGAACGUGGCCGACACCGCCAAGUACCUCUUCAAGAUCGUCGACGAUGCUAAGGCCUUCAAAGGCAAGUCUCAGGACGUGAUCAUCGCAGGCUGCAUCUUCAUCGCCUGUCGUCAAUGCAAAGUCCCGCGUACCUUUACGGAAAUUUUUGCCGUCACGAAGGUCUCGAGGAAGGAGAUUGGAAGAAUCUACAAGGCAUUAGAAAAAUUCUUCACGGCACAAAACUUGGAGAGACACAACAACGUUGUGUCGAACGGAGGUGUUCCCGACCCCAACGAUACUUACACCGCGACUACGUCCACCAAACCCAGCGACCUGUGCAACCGAUUCUGCAACCUCCUGGGUCUGCCAUACCCGGUUGUCAGUACUUCAUCCGCCUUGUCUGAUCGGGUCACGACAAUGGGAGAUCUGGCCGGCCGUUCUCCCUUGUCGAUUGUCGCCGCCUGUAUUUACAUGGCUGCCCACCUGAUGGGUGAGGGAAGAUCUGCCAAGGAGAUUGCUGGAGUGGCCCAUGUCAGCGACGGAACUAUUCGCGGGGCCUAUAAACAACUUUACGCCGAACGCGAGCGUUUGAUUGAUCCCGAAUGGAUCAAGAAUGGAAAGGGCGAUCUGAAGAAUCUGCCCCCCAGCUAAGAUAUCCUACUAUAAUGUUUUUUGUUUACUUUCUACAAUCUUUGCCGUCUUUGCAUCCCAUUCGAUUGUCGAUGCUUUGUCUAAACCAUAACAAGAUUGCUUUUCUUUUCAUCCCUUUUCCUGUUCUUUCUGCCAUGUUGAAAAAUUGCAUUGCGUUGAUUCUUUUUUGACCAGUAAUUUAGACUUCUAUAUUCUCUUGUUUCUUUUUAACAAGCUCAUGAUACCCAAUCAUUGAAAAUCAAGACCAAAAAAAAGGCUAUAACGAAGAAGAAAAAACAAAAUAAAACAAGCAAACCUUUCAAAAAAUAAUGAAGCCAUUCAAAGUGUGCUAAAAUCAUUUAUUCGCGGUGCCUUCUCUUUUAAGCCGGUCUGAACCAAAUCGACCAUAUAUACUUACUUUCCUUUCUUUCUUCGAUUCCAUUUUCAUUGAUUUCCAAGAUUGCCUGCCUGCUUGCUUGGUUUUCCUUGUCUGCAAUUGAAUUCUGAUUCGAAUUCACUAGUUUACCUGCUAGUUCAUUAAGUUAGUUGGCCAAUCCAGUUGU
Aspergillus melleus is the source of this 2210-nucleotide messenger RNA. RefSeq names its product transcription factor SUA7 (gene SUA7). The record is from RefSeq and is a predicted model, not a curated record. The coding region runs from base 613 to 1668 and encodes 351 amino acids. The transcript has 2 exons. Gene Ontology annotation, biological process: transcription preinitiation complex assembly; transcription initiation at RNA polymerase II promoter. Lineage: Eukaryota; Fungi; Ascomycota; Eurotiomycetes; Eurotiales; Aspergillaceae. Gene Ontology annotation, molecular function: RNA polymerase II general transcription initiation factor activity; TBP-class protein binding. Gene Ontology annotation, cellular component: transcription preinitiation complex; nucleus.